This is a messenger RNA of Striga hermonthica, 1059 nucleotides long. NCBI's taxonomy places the organism in Eukaryota, Viridiplantae, Streptophyta, Magnoliopsida, Lamiales, Orobanchaceae. The record is from the annotation of a GenBank genome assembly.
AUGGCUUACGAUGAGGCUGAGGGGAGACAUGUUGUUCUCUUUCUUGUUCUGUUUUCUUGUUUCUUGAGCUCUUGCUGUGGCUACCGUUUUGUGGUUGGUGGGAGCCGAGGCUGGGUCACAAACCCUUCUGAAAACUACACCCAAUGGGCUCAGAGAAACAGGUUUCAAGUCAAUGACACACUCUUGUUCAGGUAUAACAGAGGCUCGGACUCUGUUCUUGUGGUGAGCAACAGGGCCGAUUACGAUAGCUGCAACACCGCGAACCCGAUACAGAGGUUCGACGAUGGGAGUUCUGUCUUCACGUUCGACCGGUCGGGCCCCUUUUAUUUCAUCUCCGGGAACAGGACCAGCUGCGACGCCGGACAGAAGCUGAUCGUCGUCGUUCUUGCCGUCAGGAACCGCCCAAAUACGCCGCCGGCCGGUCAGGGAGGAGGCUCGCCCUCCUCCCGGCCUGGUGGAGCUUCGCCGCCGGGGACCGGAUCGACCUUGUCUCCGUCGCCGGCGACAGGAGGACCCUUCUCGCCAUCUGGCUCCCCGUCAUCGUCUCCCGGGACAGGGGACCACGGGUCUGGUCCAUCUCCGGCGGUUGGGGCUCCCGGGCCGGCGGCCCACGUGUCGGGUCCAUCUCCGGUGGCUGAGGCUCCUGGGCCGGCGACCCAUGGGUCGGGUCCAUCUCCGAUGGUGGAGGUUCCUGGACCGGCGGUCUACCGUGGAGGUCCGUCUCCGGCGGUUGGGGCACCUGGACCGGCAGUCUAUGCCGGAGGUCCAUCUCCGGCGGUUGGAGCUCCUGGACCGGCGGUCUACGGCGGAGGUCCGUCCCCGGCGGGUGAAGCUCCUCUUCCGGGAACGGAUGGUUCAGCUACGUCCCCAGCGAGUGGGUCCCCAGCUACGCCUGGAUCUUCUACUUCCUCUGCUCCGGGAAGUGGUACUCCGGCGGAUACCAACUCGCAAGGCGGUGGUCGGCCGCGGUCCUUGGCGGCGACGCCGUGCAGGCCUCCGAUUUUAUUCCUGUCGAUUGUCUUGAGCGUAGGUUUGGGCGGGUUAAUGGUUUCCGGUUAG